AUGGCGACACUUGUGAGUGAGUUUUUGAUUUCUGAGCGCGACGCCAGCGAGUUCGCAGGCAGGAGGAUGACGGAGACAAGGAAGUCAGAGGAGAAGACUGGCGCGGGCGCCACAUUCCCGGUACACACUGCCAGCCAUCGGGAGACGCAGAAAGAUGGCGCGGCCGCGUCAAGCCUCCUCGCGCCAGAAGCAGAGACUCAAGCGCUAGACAGCGGCGCGCUGAGAGUGGCGAGGAAACAGCUUUCUCCUCUUCUGUCUAGCCACGCUUCUUAUCUCCUUGAGGAAGAAGAUCUUGGAGAAAUUUGCUGCUCACCCGAAGAGGCCACGGGCCGAACGAGUUCGCCGUCGCACGGAGAAAAGAGGAAAAGUCGCGCCCCAGGAUCCGCUGAAAAAUCGGGGCCGUUAAAGAAAAGAUGCGAGUUGACUGCGUAUGGCUCUCUGUUCUCGCCUUCUUCAGCUUGCUCUCCAUCCUCUGGGCCCGCGAAACGGCACCGCGAGGCAGAGAGCAUUUCCAGUCCAGUUCGCAAAGGGCAGGCUUCAGAGGACGUCUGCACGGGGAAAAGGAAGAUUGGGGGAAACGCUGCGGGCGAGAGAGGAGCUAGCGGUGCAGAGACGACGUCAGGCUGUGCUGAGGAUGCAGGCGAGCGGAAGAAGCGCGUCGUGAGCGCCCCUGGUGCAAGGAUUGCGGACGGCACAGGACGGAAGAAGGCAAGCGGUUCACUGCCUAUCCACGGAUUCGCUGACGCAAUCCGAGCUGCGGUGUCUGGACACCCGGUCACGCUGAUUGUUGGUGACACAGGAAGCGGCAAGACAACGCAGGUUCCUCAGUUUCUUUACCGCUUUGGCUUCACAGAGAAAGGCGCGAUUGCUGUCACUCAGCCUCGUCGAGUCGCUGCAGUCUCGCUCGCACGGCGCGUGUGCGAGGAGCUCGGCGACGAGAAAGGCAAUUGCUUGGGAGAAUUCGUUGGAUACAGCGUCCGUUUCGAGGACAAGACUACCGCUGCGACCCGAAUCAAGUUCUUGACAGACGGUAUGCUCGUUCGCGAGGCGAUGCUUGACGAGGCACUCUCUCGAUACUCGGUUAUUGUGCUUGACGAAGCUCACGAGCGCUCACUGCGGACGGAUAUUCUCCUCGGGUGGGUGAAGCGCCUUCUGGCCAAACGGAGAGACCUAAAGAUUGUCGUCAUGUCUGCCACGCUCGACACAGAAAAGUUCCUUCGCUUCUUCCCUGGAGCGAAACCCGUCUUCGUCCCCGGAAGACAGUUCCCCGUCGAAGUGCUCUACACGCCUGAACCCGAAGCGGAUUACAUUGAUGCCGCACUCAUCACUACGUUGCAGAUUCACACGCGCUAUCCGCCGGGGGAUAUCCUCGUCUUCCUGCCGGGUCAGGAGGACAUCGAGGGGCUGCAUUCUAUUUUGGAAGAGAAGCGGGAGCUUCUGCGGAAGGCGCUGUGCAUGGCCUCUCAGUCUCGCGCUGCUGAGGCAAGCGGCAAGCAGACGCUGAAAUCCGAGAAAGUGAAAGACAAAGACCGGAAACCCGCCAGCGUUUCUAUGGGCAACGCGGGCGUGCAGUUCUGCAUCGGAGAAGAUGUCGAGAUCGCAGAUCCGGAGAAGACGGCAGUCGAUCUCCUUGUGUGCCCGCUGUUCGCUGCACUUCCCUUCGACCGGCAGAAGGCUGUCUUCACUCCCGCGCCAGCAGGUGUCCGAAAGGUGAUUCUGGCUACGAACAUUGCAGAGACGUCUAUCACGGUCCAGGGCAUCCGGUACGUGGUCGACAGCGGACUCGCAAAGACAAAAUGCGUCAACCACCGCACCGGGGUGGAGGCGCUGGUCAUCGAGGAGAUCUCGCAGGACUCCGCGAAACAGCGCGCCGGUCGAGCGGGUAGAGAAGCUCCCGGUACUGUCUUUCGCAUGUACACCGAGGAUACGUUUAACAAAUUCAGACCUAGGAAAGUGCCAGAGAUUGUCACCUGCGAUCUCGACCAGGUCUUCUUGGAACUCAAGGCACUGGGGAUUGCGAAUCCCCUGGAGUUCCCCUUCCUCGACGCUCCUCCAAAGGAGGCCUUCGUAAACGCUGGCCGGACGUUACACCGUCUUGAGGCCAUCGACUCGCGCGGCGAACUCACUGAGCUCGGGCGAAAACUGGCUGCGCUCCCGCUCAAACCAAUGCUGGGGAAACUUCUCCUUGACUCGGUCGCUUUUGAAUGCACAUCCGAGAUACUCUCGAUCGUUGCCAUGCUCUCGACUGACUCCCUUUGGAAUAGUUAUCGGAGUCUCUCAAGCGAAAAGACGAGCCGCGUUUCACAAGCUCGCAAGCGUCUUGCCGAUAUACGAGGCGAUCACCUAACACUUCUGCACGCUUACUCGCAGUGGGAAGAGGCGACAGACAAAAUAGGUCUCUGUAACGAGUAUGGGCUGCAUCACAACGCAAUGAUGCGUGCAAAACAAAUCCGAUCUCAACUGGAAGAACUUCUACUCUCGCCGCAAAUCGGGCUGAAGAACAUUGCCAAAAGUGAUGCCACGGAUAGGUGGACGAAAGUCCGUCAGUGCCUAGCAGUGGGAUGCUGGUUGCAUACUGCCAGACUGCAACGAGACGGAAGAACCUACGUGACAACGGUUGAGAGGGAAACGGCGAAAUUGCAUCCGUCGUCUGUCUUAUCUGGGCAGCGCGCCUUGCCAGCGUGGGUUGUUUACAGCGAGUAUGUGCAUACGAGUAAACCAUAUCUCCGUGGCGUGACGGCCAUUGAAGGCCCAUGGCUUCAGCAGUUCAUUCCCCGUUGGUUCACCAUGGUCGGACAGAAUUAA
Besnoitia besnoiti is the source of this 2805-nucleotide messenger RNA. RefSeq names its product helicase. Gene Ontology annotation, biological process: positive regulation of transcription by RNA polymerase I. Bases 1 to 2805 code for a protein of 934 amino acids. Gene Ontology annotation, cellular component: nucleolus; intracellular anatomical structure. The record is from RefSeq and is a predicted model, not a curated record. Gene Ontology annotation, molecular function: RNA binding; ATP binding. Lineage: Eukaryota; Apicomplexa; Conoidasida; Eucoccidiorida; Sarcocystidae. The transcript has 10 exons.